This is a messenger RNA of Malaclemys terrapin pileata, 3033 nucleotides long. RefSeq names its product SRRM2 protein homolog rsr-2-like. Gene Ontology annotation, biological process: positive regulation of DNA-templated transcription. The record is from RefSeq and is a predicted model, not a curated record. NCBI's taxonomy places the organism in Eukaryota, Metazoa, Chordata, Testudines, Emydidae. Gene Ontology annotation, cellular component: nuclear body. Bases 1863 to 2933 code for a protein of 356 amino acids. The transcript is spliced from 2 exons.
GUGGGUGCCCAGCCAGCCGCCACCACUCUCCGCUCUGCCUUCAGAGCUGGGCAGCUGGAGAGCAGCGGCUGCUGCCCUUACUUCUGCACUGUUGCUGGCAGCGGCGCUACCAUCAGAACUGGGUGCCCAGCCAACAGCUACUGCUCUCCACUCUGCCUUCAGUCUGUGUAUGAAUCAGAACUGGAAGUUGAACUUGAACAAACAAGAACUUGAAAGGAAGAUGUGAACGUGUGGAAACGAAAGGUGUACUGUAAGUUACAGUUUAAAGCUAAAAGAAGUCAACAUGGAAGCAAAAAAGAAAAAAUGCAAAUGCAAAGUGUUUCUUACACUAGAGCAACAUGUUAAAGCAAUAUCACAACUAGAAGCUGGUACCAGUGGCCGUUAAAUUGCCAGACAGUUUGGAGUUGGAAAAACAUAAAUCCAAAAUCUGUUACGACGGGAGGCAGAAAUCCUCGCUGAUUAUGAGUCAAAUGCAAAUUCUUCAAAGAAAAUUAAAUGUGCCAAAACUGGAAAUGAAGAAGUCAAAUUUGUAUGUAUAGUUGGGAUUUUUUCCCCCAAUGUGCAUUAGCUACAUGUACGAUGGCCACUGUCUGCUUCUCCAGCACUGCGUGUAAAUCUGUCUAGAUGUCUUGGGAGACCUGCACCCUUUACACACAGCAGGUAAUUCACCACAUGGUUCUCCUGGUCAUCACAAACCCAACUAUAUAUUUCUAAUAACUGAAUCCUCCAUACUAUUACCUGUCUCUUCCUAAUAACUGAGUUCCUGCCCCUGGAGGGUAUUCUCAGCGCGAGAGGAUACCACAAUGACAGCUGGAAGGAGGGUCCCAAGUAAAUGAUCAUUCCCUCUACUCUCGUUUGAUGUUCUCCUUCCCAAAGCCUUUCAUCUACCUGAAUAGCACAGAGGCUGUCAGAGUACGGGGGGACAGUUCUACUGUGUCCCAGAAAGUCUUGUCUAUGUACUUCUCUGUCUGCCUUAGCUCCUCCGGUUCCGCCACUGUGGUCUCAAGAGCCUGAUUUGGUCUCUGAGAGCCAUGAGCUGUUUGUACCAAAUGUGCACACACAUGCCACCUGCCCACAAGGCUGGUGAUCAUACAUGCUGCAUUCAGUGCAAUAAACUGGAUAGCCCAGCCCCCUCUCUGCUGCUGGACUUCUGCCUGCAUUAUUUUUACUUUUGCAACUUUUUGUUUAGUUUCUUUGGCAGGUGUUUAUUGGCCUAAGUUUAAAAAUAUGUUUAUUAGGUGUAUCUGGCUUUCACGCUCCCUCUCUAAGCUCCCAUGUUUGUGCUCCUGUUCGCUAUCUCCUCUGGUUGCUUAGGAACUGGCUUUUUAAACCCCUGUUCUCUCUGAGUAGUCCUGCCCCCUUGUCAAGGGACCCUAAAUGGAUCAGGAAACAAAGGAUGGUAGACUAGAGCCUCAUUAGGAAGCUCUCAGCCUUGCCUAGCAGGCUGCUAGGCUCAGCACACAGCCCCCCAAACAGACUGAGGCCUGGUCUACACUACGACUUUAAUUCGGAUUUAUCAGCUUUAAUUCGAAUUUACCCUGCAACCGUCCACACAACGACGCUAUUUAUUUCGAUGUAAAGGGCCCUUUACAUCGAUUUCUGUACUCCACCCCGACGAGCGGAGUAGCACCAAAAUCGAUUUUAACAUUUCGAAUUAGGGAUAGUGUGGCCGCAAUUCGAUGGUAUUGGCCUCCGGGAGCUAUCCCACAGUGCAUCAUUGUGACCGCUCUGGACAGCAAUCUAAACUCGGAUGCACUGGCCAGGUAGACAGGAAAAGCCCCGCGAACAUUUGAAUUUCAUUUCCUGUUUGCCCAGCGUGGAGAGCACAGGUGACCACAGAUAGCUCAUCAGCACAGGUAACCAUGCAGGCUGAUAAUCGAAAAAGAGCACCAGCAUGGACCGUAUGGGAGGUACUGGAUCUGAUCGCUGUAUGGGGAGAGGAUUCAGUGCUUGCAGAACUUCGUUCUAAAAGACGAAAUGCCAAAACUUUUGAAAAAAUCUCCAAGGGCAUGAUGGAGAGAGGCCACAAUAGGGACUCAGAUCAGUGCCGCGUGAAAGUCAAGGAGCUCAGACAAGACUAUCAAAAAACAAAGGAGGCAAACGGUCGCUCCGGGUCAGAGCCGCGGACAUGCCGCUUCUACGCCGAACUGCAUGCAAUUCUAGGGGGGGCUGCCACCACUACCCCACCUGUGAUCGUGGAUUCCGGGUCGGGGAUAGUCUCAUCAGCUACACCUGAGGAUUCUGCCGAUGGGGGAGAGGAGGAGGAGGAGGAGGAUGAGCUUGCAGAGAGCACACAGCACUCCGUUCUCCCCAACAGCCAGGAUCUUUUUCUCACCCUGACUGAAGUACCCUCCCAACCCUCCCAAGCCAGUACCCAAGACCCUGACCCCAUGGAAGGGACCUCAGCAGCUGCAAAUUCAUCAAGCCUUCCUCCUCCAUCCCGAAGGCUAUCACAGAUAAGGCGUCGUAAGAAGAGAACGCGAGACGAGAUGUUUUCUGAAAUUAUGGAAUCCAGCCGCAGUGACAGAGCUCAUCUGAAUGAGUGGAAGGAAACGGUUUCAAAGUAUAGAAAAGAAGCCAGUGAACGUGAGGACAGGAGGGACCAACGUGAGGACAGGAGGGACCAACGUGAGGAGAGGAGAGACGCUCGAGAUGAGAGGUGGCGGCAGGAAGAUCAGAGGAGGCAGGAUGCAACGCUGGGGCUGCUGUGUGAGCAAACAGACAUGCUCCGGCGUCUGGUGGAGCUUCAGGAACGGCUGCAGGAAAACAGACUGCCGCUACAGCCCCUGUUCCACCCUCCCCCCUCCCCAUGUUCCGUAUCCUCCUCACCCAGACGUGUAAGAAUGCGGGGGGGAAGGCUCCGUACACCUUCCCAUUCCACCCCAGUAGACAGCCCAAGCAAAAGGCUGUCAUUUUUUUUAACCUUUUUUUAGUGGCCUUUUCCUUCCCACCGAUCCUCCUCCCAAAUCCCACCCGGGUUCCCUCCCUCUUUUUCUAAUCUAUUAAUAAAGAAUAAAUGAUUUUUAAAUGAUA